CUUAUUUUACGUUUAACUCUCGAUAUCUGAAAUAUAUUUGAUAUUGUGACUGAGAAAGUGGUGCCGGUCGAUAUAUUCGGUUAUUUUCGGAUAUCUAAUAACGGUCUUACUGCCCCCAAAAGACUUGCAUUACGCUGUGCUUGCUUUAUCGAUCUAGUUUAAUUAAGUUUUAAGUCGGUCCGAAAUGUUUUGUGCGCUUUUGCUCAUCUGCUCCGAGUUUCCGUUUAGUGUGUUCUAACGUUAGGAUGUAAAUAUAUGAUAUUUACCCGUUGAUGAAUUGUUACAAUAGGUGCGCCGCCUCUGAUUUCGAAAUGGCCAAGAACAGCUUUAAGACUUUUAUCAGCCAGAAACACAAAACGUUUCCGGCGGACCAAAACAUGUACGGGAUGAAGUGCAAAUCGCAACUGUUGGAGGAUCAGGAGAAUGUGACUCUGAUCAUCAAUCGAAGAAAUUCAAUUCGCCAGAAGCCGAAGAAUUGGACGUGGACUUUUCUGCGUUGCAAGUGGCAAAAGAAGCUAGUUUUGUUGUUAAUAUUUAUAUGUAUGUGCGUUCUAAUUGUUUUCGCCAACACGCAUCUUUUAGUUCGCGGGAACAUCCUGUCGGCUUUCCUUUCCAGUCGGCUAAAUAAGCUUUCACAUGCAGAGAAACAGGAGGCGAGAUAUUCGGACAUCCAGGCGACGACUCCUGCGUUUCCUCCGGUUCUGAGGCCAACGCACUAUAUGCUUAACUAUUCCUCCACUCAGCUGGAGUUGGACGCCCACUUGAAUGGCUUCUCCUCGGACUACAACAUAUUCGUCAUUUACACACGGGAGAACUACCAUCUAAAUCUGAAGUUUGAUCUUUUCGCGCACAGUUUGCUGAAACACACCAAUGCCCAGUUGCACUUACACGUGAUCACGGACAGCGAAAGCCAGACCUCGGUGUUGGAGAUCCUGCAACGGCAGAUCAGGAGAUUCCGGAGAACGGUGAUAUACACCAUAUACGACGUGAAGGUCUGCUCCAGCAUAAUACAGGACAUCGCCGCCAAGCUGUCUCCUUACUUCAGCUCAACUCCCAACUCGUACUACAGCGACUCCCUGUUUUUUCUGUCGCUUGGCCUACAUAGAAUCGCCGAUAGAAGCCUAAACAGAGCCAUUUUGCUUGAUUGUGAUAUAGUCUUCCGAUCCGACGUGCGACUGCUGUUCAACGAGUUCGAUAACUUUCUGCCGCACCAGCUUUACGGACUGGCUCCAGAGCUCACUCCCGUGUACCGCCAUAUUCUUUACCGAUAUCGCGUGCGCUAUCCCAAGACCAGUUUCGGCAACCCUUACUACCCGAUGAACAACGAAAAGGGCAGCCAGCACAGCCAUAUUCACCACGGCUAUCCUGGGCUCAAUUCCGGCGUUGUCCUGCUCCUCCUAAACCGCAUUAGGAGCUCGAGGUCCUAUCUAGAAAAGCUGACCCACUCGGAGGUGCACACCCUGGUCGCCAAGUAUUCCUUCAAGGGCCACCUGGGCGACCAGGACUUCUUUACGCUCCUUGGGUACGAAUACCCCAACUUGAUCUAUAGACUGGACUGCAUUUGGAACCGUCAGUUGUGCACAUGGUGGAAGGACCACGGAUACAGCGACAUAUUCGACGCUUAUUUUCGGUGCGAGGGCAAUAUUAAGAUGUACCAUGGCAACUGUAAUACGCGAAUUCCAGAAUAAAUAAACUUGUUAUAGUAAUAUUAAAUUAAAUAUCCCUUUGUCUUUU
Messenger RNA from Drosophila ficusphila, 1734 nucleotides. RefSeq names its product xyloside xylosyltransferase 1. NCBI's taxonomy places the organism in Eukaryota, Metazoa, Arthropoda, Insecta, Diptera, Drosophilidae. The coding region runs from base 273 to 1688 and encodes 471 amino acids. The record is from RefSeq and is a predicted model, not a curated record. Gene Ontology annotation, molecular function: UDP-xylosyltransferase activity. The transcript has a single exon.